AGGCGGCGCUGUGGGCGCGCCGGGCGGCCCCACCGAGCCGCCAUAGCCUCCCGCCUACCCCGAUUUAACGUCUCCGCUGCCGGCUCCGCGUCGCCGCCAUGGCAGACGUGGAAGACGGCGAAGAACCCUGCGCCCUGUCCUCUCACUCCGGGAGCGCAGGCUCCAAGUCAGGAGGCGACAAAAUGUUCUCUCUCAAGAAGUGGAACGCGGUAGCCAUGUGGAGCUGGGACGUGGAGUGCGAUACGUGCGCCAUCUGCAGGGUCCAGGUGAUGGAUGCCUGUCUUAGAUGUCAAGCUGAAAACAAACAAGAGGAUUGUGUUGUGGUCUGGGGAGAAUGUAAUCAUUCCUUCCACAACUGCUGCAUGUCCCUGUGGGUGAAACAGAACAAUCGCUGUCCUCUCUGCCAGCAGGACUGGGUGGUCCAAAGAAUCGGCAAAUGAGAGUGGAGUCUUUCUCAGUGCAUUUGUUCGGAGCCCUGGAGGAUCUUGUUAUCAAGUGCCCUACAAAGGCCGGAACACUCCAGGGAACUAAUUCUUCAAGGAGGAGGGGAUGGCUCUAUCGUCCUUUGGUACUCAGCAAAGGCAUGAGUUAGCAUUUUGUUAGUUUUAUUUUCAGAAAUUCUCUGCAGUUAAGAAGAUAAUUUAUUAAAGAUGGUCUUUCCUACCUCUGUGGUAUGUAUCACACACACUGCUUAGAAGUGCUUUAAAGGAGGAGAGAGCUACAUAUUGAAUGACUUUAUAAUUUACUUAUUGGUGUCCAAGAGGUUGUGAAAGCAGUUCCAUUCAGAAAAGAACAUGUUGCAUGUUUAUAGUUGAUCAGUUAACAAAAAGAUAAUGUUACAGAAAUAAAGUGCAGUUUAAAACCCCCAACUCUUAUUCUUCAUUUGUUCCUAAUAUUUAUUUUUGGCUGGGAGGGGAUGAUUCAUUAAAUCUUUGUAUGAUAUAAUGAAAAUUGUAAGUGUGGACCAGUGAACAGGGUAAAUAAAACUUAUCCUUCAGACAUAUGGAAUUCGAUGGUCUUUUAGGCUAUUAUUCCCUAUCUUUGGCUCAUCAAGAAAACCUAAAUCUCCAUUCACCUCACUGUCCAAGCAUUGAAUGGUAAAGAACAGAAGUAUUUGUUAUGGUCAGAUUAUGUUGUAAUUUAACUGUUUUAGGUGGAAUGUUAAUGAAGGGAAAAGGUUUACCACUAUAGCAUUGGGUCAAAAAGUUUAUUUUAUUACACAGUGUUUUAAUAAAUGGUUUAUUCUGUUUACCUCA
Suricata suricatta (meerkat) is the source of this 1256-nucleotide messenger RNA. It is a transcript of the gene RNF7, whose product is annotated as ring finger protein 7. NCBI's taxonomy places the organism in Eukaryota, Metazoa, Chordata, Mammalia, Carnivora, Herpestidae. Gene Ontology annotation, biological process: ubiquitin-dependent protein catabolic process; protein ubiquitination. Bases 99 to 440 code for a protein of 113 amino acids. Gene Ontology annotation, molecular function: ubiquitin protein ligase activity; cullin family protein binding; zinc ion binding. The record is from RefSeq and is a predicted model, not a curated record. Gene Ontology annotation, cellular component: Cul5-RING ubiquitin ligase complex; nucleus. The transcript has 3 exons.